AUGGCCAAGCAGAGUCCUGCGGAGCCGCAGGCGGCGAGACCGAGCGGCGCGGCCCGCGGGAAGAGCAAGAAGAGGAGGAAGAAGAGGAAGGUCCUCGGGGAAGCCGCGGCCGCAUCCAAAGGCCCCGGGGUGGCGGCUGUGGGUCCCCCUCGCAACCCCCAGGAGUUCUCCUCCAACUGGAAGGCGCUGCAGGAGCUGCUGAAACAAAAGGCAAGUAACUCCAACAAGCCCAUCUCUACGGGUCAAACAGACACCAAAAAGAAGCUGCCACUCAAAGCAGCCAAAAGCCCAGAAGUCCCAGCAGUCAAUGGGAACGGGAAUGUGGUAAAGGCCAAAUCCACAAAUAAAAUGGACAAUGGUUCAGCUAAAGCCAGUUCUUCUUUGGCUAAGCCAAUAUCCAAAAGAGUUACAGCAAAUAAGAACUUAAAUGGCACCAAAAGCAAUGGGAAAAGCUGCAAAGAAAAAAAGAAAAACGGCAUCGUUGUGAAGGACAAGGAUGAGGUGAAACAUAAGAGGAUGAAAACUGAAGAACAUGUGGAGCAGCAGCCCAAAGAGGCUGACAUCUGGUUUGAUGACGUUGAUCCAAAAGAUAUUGAAGCAGCAAUAGGGCCUGAAGCAGCAAAAAUUGCCAGAAGGAACAUGGGACUUGAAACAGAGCAAUCCCAGUCUGUGGAGCAGGUGCUGGUUAAGGAAAAGGCUUUUGAUGGGCUGACUCGAGCUGUGGCCAUGGACUGUGAGAUGGUGGGGGUGGGCCCCAAGGGCGAGGACAGCAUCGUGGCUCGGGUGUCCAUCGUCAACCAGUUUGGGAAGUGUGUUUAUGACAAGUACGUCAAGCCCACAGAGAAGGUGACAGACUACAGGACAGCUGUCAGUGGCAUACGGCCUCAGAAUAUAAACACAGGUGAAGACUUUAAAACUGUUCAGAAGGAGGUGGCUGAGAUCUUGAAGGGCAGGAUUUUAGUUGGCCACGCCUUACGGAAUGAUCUACAGGUCCUACUUCUUGAUCAUCCUCAGAAGAAGAUCAGGGACACACAGAGAUACAAACCUUUCAAAGAGAGAGUCAAAAGUUCCAGUCCUUCCCUGAAGCUGCUCUGUGAGAGGCUGCUCAACAUUCAGGUGCAGACAGCAGAGCACUGCUCGAUCCAGGAUGCACAAGCAGCUAUGAGACUUUACACCUUGGAGAAAAAGAAAUGGGAGGCUGCUAUUAGGAACAAAGCUAACAACAACAAAAAAAGUAAAACUUAAAAACGCUGGGUAGAAUCUUCCAAGUGCAGCAUUUGCUGGUUUGAUGUCACAUUCCAAAUUUAGAGAGAAGUCAGAACUGACAGCAGCUACUUCAUAAAAUCAGUCCAAAGACAAUGCUCCAAUAACCUGGAAGUACAGGAAUGCUGCUGCCAGCUGUGGAUGCUCCCUGUGCCUGAUGCCUGCUACUGUGUUCAAACAACCUUUGUAGCAAAUGCCUGCAGUUGGGAAGAACUUCCAUCAGUUAAUUCCUUCAACAGAAAUAGACACUGAAUAAGGUCAAAAAAAUUAAAAUAAGUUAAAAAAUAAAAAUAAGUUUAAAAAAUUAAAUUAUGAUAGAUGAAGGAAGAAAUUGUCAUUGCUUUGUCAAAACUCUGAGGAUUUCUUUAUUUCAAGUAUGUUGAGGUUCACAAAGUGAAGUCUACUACAAGGUGAAUUCUUAAUUAUUGCUGUUAGUUACACAGUUGUGGUACCUAAACCAGCCAUAAAUACCUGUUUAUAUAUUCUCAAUAGCCCAGUAUUUUUUCUGGUGAGAAGAAUCUUCUAAUGGAGGAUCCAGGCUUUUGUAUCCAGCAGUGGCCAAGUCUUGUUCUUAGACAAAGCGUUUUUCCUUCCUCAGUUUCAAAAGUGUUGCAUCCACCAGGGUGUGAAUCUCCUAGAGGGAAAUGUGAGAAUUGUCACACAGAAGAUGACCUUGUUGCUCCACUUAUUUUUGUAUUCAUUUAUUAAUAAAAACUAUGUGUCUAACAUA
Messenger RNA from Sturnus vulgaris (Common starling), 1993 nucleotides. RefSeq names its product RNA exonuclease 4 (gene REXO4). NCBI's taxonomy places the organism in Eukaryota, Metazoa, Chordata, Aves, Passeriformes, Sturnidae. Gene Ontology annotation, cellular component: nucleus. Gene Ontology annotation, biological process: rRNA processing; DNA catabolic process. Gene Ontology annotation, molecular function: nucleic acid binding; 3'-5' exonuclease activity. The record is from RefSeq and is a predicted model, not a curated record.